AUGGCGCGGGGCGGCGCGCCCGGCGGGUCCGGCGUUCACGGCGCGCGAUCGGGCCUCGGGUUCAGUUCAUCGUCGGGCGGCAGCAACGAUGACGCGGCGAAGCUGUACGUGGGCCACCUCCCGAGCACGAUGAACGCGGAGCGCAUGCUGGAGAUGUUCAAACCCUUCGGUCGCGUGCUGCAGAUUGACGUCAUCCCGGACAGGGAGCGGCAGCUGUCGUGCAAGGGAUUCGCGUUCGUCCUGUUCUCCACGCCGGAGGAGGCGAUCGCCGCCAAGGCGCUCAACGGACACGUCGUCGAAGGGAAGAGCAUCGACGUGCGGCUCAAGGCUGAGCCGAGGGCGCCGCGCGAGCCCGUCAAUGCGCCCGUCGCGCCCGUCAACGACGACGCGAAACUCUACGUGGCGUACAUGCCCGACCACUACAGGGCGGAGGAACUCAAGAUGCUGUUGCAACCGUACGGACUGCCCUCCGACGUCAGGGUCAUCACGGACAGGGAGACGGGGCGGUCGCGCGGGUUCGGGUUCGCGCAGAUGAUGGACGAGCAGCAGGCCAUGGCCGCCAUCCAGGGUCUCAACGGCCAAAUGCUGGACGGCAAAACGCUCGUGGUUCGAAUCGCGGGGGCCAAGCCGCCG
This is a messenger RNA of Micromonas commoda, 633 nucleotides long. RefSeq lists its product with no specific name. Gene Ontology annotation, molecular function: mRNA binding. The transcript has a single exon. The annotation marks the transcript as partial. Gene Ontology annotation, cellular component: cytosol. The record is from RefSeq and is a predicted model, not a curated record. Lineage: Eukaryota; Viridiplantae; Chlorophyta; Mamiellophyceae; Mamiellales; Mamiellaceae.